Messenger RNA from Maniola jurtina (meadow brown), 548 nucleotides. It is a transcript of the gene Nedd8, whose product is annotated as NEDD8. The record is from RefSeq and is a predicted model, not a curated record. Gene Ontology annotation, molecular function: ubiquitin protein ligase binding; protein tag activity. Lineage: Eukaryota; Metazoa; Arthropoda; Insecta; Lepidoptera; Nymphalidae. Gene Ontology annotation, biological process: protein neddylation; regulation of proteolysis; modification-dependent protein catabolic process. Bases 187 to 420 code for a protein of 77 amino acids. The transcript is spliced from 3 exons. Gene Ontology annotation, cellular component: cytoplasm; nucleus.
CCAGUCGUCAACUGAAUUUAUAAAAUUUUGUGAACGCAAUCGCAUACCAAGCGAGUCGAUUUUUUACCAAUAGCUACUCUAAAAAACUAUAUAAAGACAAAUUUCACGUAGAUAUUGUUAGCAUAUUAAACGGAAAGGCGAUAUCUAAUAUCACUUUAUAUUUGGAUCAAUUAAAAAUCACUAAAGAUGUUGAUCAAGGUUAAGACGCUUACUGGCAAAGAAAUCGAAAUAGAUAUAGAACCUACUGAUAAGGUAGAGAGAAUCAAAGAGCGGGUUGAAGAAAAAGAAGGCAUUCCUCCACAGCAACAACGAUUGAUAUUUUCCGGAAAACAAAUGAAUGAUGAAAAGACAGCCCAGGAUUACAAAGUGCAGGGAGGGUCCGUGUUGCAUUUGGUGUUAGCCCUCAGAGGGGGCCAGUGAUCUCUUGUGAUGUAUCCAUCUCAGUUUUAUAACACUUAUUUAAUUUUAUUAAUUUCUUGGAUUAAGUAAAACAUAAUUAAAGUGAUGUUAAACAAUUAUUUUUAAUUAAAGUAACACAAACAUUCACU